Molecule: messenger RNA, 4332 nt
Organism: Funneliformis geosporum
Lineage: Eukaryota; Fungi; Glomeromycota; Glomeromycetes; Glomerales; Glomeraceae
Source: the annotation of a GenBank genome assembly
AUGCUCCGAGGGAAACCUGCCUUAACAACAAAUCAUCAUGCAAUCAAUCCACAUUUACAACAUUUGCAGAAAAGUGAAAGCUUAAAAUUAAAAAGGGGUAGUAGCAGUGGAAGUAUGAGAAGGAAGAUGAGUUUGAGCACAAAAAGAAAACAAAAACGGGACAUUGAACAAUUGGUAACUUUGGGUGAAGCUUACCUAAUUAUUCAUUUGUGCGCCGGAGAGGUUGUUUUAAGAGGAUUAACGGAAUCGGAUAUCUUUAGACCCAUACGAAUCGGUGAUGGGGCAGAUGAGGUCAGGUACCUCAUUAAUUGUUUGUUGAGAGAUAAUCGUUCCGAAUUCGAGGAUGAAUUAAAAUUUCAAAAUAUACAUAAUGUUAUCGCUGGUAUGCGAUGGACAAUGAAAAAUUGUACCUCCAAGAUCGUACCUUAUGAAUGUUAUGAGGAAUUUGUCAGAUAUGAACAAGAAUGGCAAUAUGACCCGAGAAAGGGAUCAUUUAAUCAAUUCCUUUCAUAUCUUCCAAGACAGAAUAAAGGAAUUCUUGUGGAAUUAUUUGAUUUAUUCGCAAUGACAAUGGAACAAUCACAUUUCAAUAAUAUGCAUCCAACACGCAUCUUAAAAUCAAUGUCACUUCAUAUUUUUAACGAAGUAAAAACGAAAACUUACGAAAAUUUUCUAACAGCCUAUCAAGAAUGGUUAAAAUAUUCUCACGCAUUAAUUCAUUUGUUUUUAGCUUAUUUGAGAGAAAGAGCUUGUUCAACCCAAUUACCAGAGAGGUUGCAUUUAUUGCUACAAGAUUAUGUUGAAUGUAGAAAAAAAUGUUUAAUGAAUAGUAGUGUUAGUGGUGAUGGUAGAGAAAUCAUCGCGAGUCAGCAUUCUUUGCCUGACAUUACCAUUUCUGAUUUGGAUGAGGUUAUCAGAUCAAGGAAGCAGAUCGUCGAAACUAAUAAUGAUAUUAAAUCAAAAUCUAAUUCUAUUAGUAGACAAUCAAGUAUGCUUAGAAAAACAAAAACCAUUAAUACAAAUAAAUCAAAUAGAAGUUCUUUAGCGGAUAUAUUCCCAGAAUUAUUAGAUUCGCUCAGUGCGUUGAAACGUAAAGCAAGUUUUAAAUCGUCAAACAUAGUUAUAAUCGAUGAUCCAAGAACCGCGGAGUCCAAAUGGGACGAAUUGCAAAAUAAAGGGUUAGGGAUCAUGUCCGAAGAAGUACUAAAAUUAUUCUUUGCUUAUGACGAUAGAGAUGUAAACCCGAAUACCAUUAGGGUCAAAAGAAAGAAGAGUGAUGGAAAAAAGAAGCGAAACGGAAGUCAACUAAAAAAUGAUCGAUUUGAAGGACUUCCGCCAUUACCAAAAAUAGAAUUUGUUAGCGACCCAUUAAUGAAUUCAACUGAUUUUAAUGAUAUGAAUAACGAUUCAAGUAGUAGUGAUUAUCCUGAUGAAAAUAGUAUCGGUGGUGAACCAAAGUGGGAUAGUUUUCGUAAUCGAGGAUUUCGCGAAUCAAUAGAUAAUAGUUCAAAUAUAUUUAGCUUAUCUUCAACGCUUGGACCUUCCAGUAGUAAUAUUAUUCAUAAUGCUACUAGUAAUGGUGGUUCAACAGUGUUUGAAAAUACGAGACGUGAAGAAUCUCAGGAAGUGAGGAAUCGAAGACCCACCACGCGUCGUAAAACAAUUUCUUUCUUGUGUGUAAAACGUCGUCCACCUUCAGUCGCUUCGGAUUCAUCGGGUUACAUGCAUGGUCACACUUAUGAAGAUUGGGAAGAUUGGCAUAUAAUAGAUCAAACAGUUGAUAUGGUUGAUAGUUCUCACCUUUCGAUUGAAACGAUUGAUGCUUUAUUCCCUUACGUUUGGAUAGAGGCAAAUGUUGAAGAGCAAGAUGAACAAUGGGGUGAAUGGGUUUUUAUUGAACCUCGUCGAGGUCUAAUUCAUGAAUGUGAAUGGGUUAUGAUAGAAGAGAGGAAUCGAUACAUGUCAGAAUGGGAACAAAAUUUAAAUAACACAAAUAAUCUCUCUUUAUCAAAUAAUUAUCCUCAUCGAAUGAGCGCUCUAAGCAAUUUCAGUUUACCUUGGGUGAAAAGUUCUAAAAGUAGUAAAAGUAGCGGUAAAAGGAAAUCUGAUGCUUCAAGUGCUUUACAUCCUCCCUCUGCCCUUCAACAGUAUAGCCGUUCAAAUAAUAGUAGUUUUUCACGACCUUAUUUACCACCACCUGGUACUCCUAACGAACAAAUGGACAAACUACUCAAUCAACCAGCCGAUAAAGGUCAAGAAUUUCGUGAUAGAUAUAUUCAGCAACAACAAGAGGAGGAAGAAUCAAAGCUUUAUCAAAUUCAAAAAUAUCAACAAGAACAACAGAUGCUUAUAAUGGAACAACAGGAAGAGCGUAAAAGACGAGAACGUGAAAGACUACUAAGACAACAACAACCACAGGAAGCUCAAAAUCAGGAUGAAGAUGAUGCGGAAGUAGCUGAUCAAUAUUAUCAAGAUGAUGUGUACGAUCAAUAUCGUGAUGACGAACAAACAUCGGAAUAUCAACAAUAUGAAGAGGAAGAUAAUGAACAAUCAAAACCGGUUGUACAAUCCCAGUAUCGUCAACAGUUACAGAAGCAAAGAUCUCAACAACAAUUCAUUGAAUCUCCUGUUCAAAAACGGCCAUCUCGUGACGAGCUUCAAAGUACAGUACCACGUCCUCAAAUUCAAAAGCAGGGACGUCCAACUCAGAUGCAAGGUCGUCAAUCACCAAAACCAAGUCCAGCCACUCCAAGUUCAUUAAUACCUGGAAAGCAAAGUCCAUACAGUGGCGUACGUGGGAGAGAAUCACCAUAUCCCGUUAGCCCACAAAUUGCUAACCGUCAACCUCCGACGCAAGGUCGACAAUCGCCGAGUGGUAUUCGGGGACGCAAAAGCCCAAUGAUGACCAAUGCGCAUUUACCAGCACGACAAGGAACAAGACCACCACCAUCACCAUCGACUUCCGAUCAAAUGAGUCAAAUGACCGCGGGAAGAUCCAGUCCAAUGGGAACUCGUAAUACUCGUAAACAGCAAAGCCCCGUUCCAGUGAAUGCAAAAUUACCAAACCAGAGUCCUGUAAUUAUGAACGCAUCACUUCCUCCCAAUCGUCAACCCCCGAUGCAACCACGUCAGAAUGCGCAAUUACAGCAAUAUCCACUUCAACAAUAUCAACAACCAUAUCCUCAACAGCAGAUAGGAUACCCACAGAAAUAUCCACCUCCGCAAUACCCAACAGCUCAAUAUCCACAGCAGCCCCAGCAGUACCAGCAAUAUCCUCAACAAUAUCGACAACAAUAUGGACAGCAACCACCACCUCAACCAUACCCACAACCCUCAGCUCAACCAUAUCCACAACCCUCAGCUCAACCCUAUCCACAACAAACCCAACCAUAUCCACCACAGCCCACUCAACAGUAUCAGCAACAGUAUCCUCAACAAUCUCAACAAUCACAACAAAAUUAUAAUAAUGGUAUGGAAGUUGGUGUACAACAGGUCUCUCCAUUAAUGAAUACGAUAAAUACUAGCGGUGGACCAAUAAUUACUCAAACCACCACAAAUAAAAUACAAACAUCAAGGAAAAUACUGAAUAAUAAUACUACUGAAGAAACCGUUGUACAAUACGAAAAUGUUACCGUUAGCACGACACAAUCUUCUGUAAGGAUGCAACAACCUAUCUCUCAACAGAACCUUCAACAGCAUCAACAAAAAUAUGAAAGUAAUAAAAAUGAUGAUGGUAACACUCGUAGUCCUACCGAGUCAGAAAUUAUCGAAGGCUAUACCGUUCCGCUUCCGCCUCAUCAUCCAACGCAGGAACAAAAACAAGAAGUAUCAAAUCAAGUUGCGCCUUAUCAACCACCAUCACCACAAAUGACCGCAUAUAAUCCACCUGGUACUUUUGGGCCAUAUCCACUUUCAUAUUCAACUCCUCCAUCACCUAACAUGGGAGGUUAUACACUUUCGUAUUCAACUCCUCCAUCUCCUAUCAUGGGAAGCUAUCCUGUCUCAUAUUCUCCAACCCCUCCAUCUCCUAAAAUGAACCCAUAUAUAGAUGCUCAAAGGAGAAGUUUUGAAUUACCUGCUUCAAUUCAAUCUAAUUUACCUCCUGAAUUCUUUAAACAACCAUCACAAUUAUAUAAUAAUUUGCCUCCUCAAAUUCCAAUGAGUAUACCUUUUGAUGCCCCUGCUCAGCAAUUAUAUUUGAAAUACCCUACUAGCGCAAGUUCUUCGCCUCAACAACAACCUUAUUUCCCUUCUGAUUACGUUCCUGCCGAAAACGAUAGGAAAGGAAAAGGCAAGGCUAAAAUUUCAAAGACAUUAAGAAUUGGCAAUUAA